AUGCACCCCCUUACUACGUCAGACCUCGCCUUCUUGCUUUGCACGUCUUCAUCUACUUCCCCACCAAGAGCGCCACUGAUAUUGAGGACAACGUAUGGGUUGGUGGUUGUUACUCAGAGCGAUGGAUCGUUGGACAUAUCGAUAUCAGAACAAAAGCCACCGCGUGGAAAGGGGAUGGUAGUCGGGGGGGGUUGCUCUGUUCUUGCCAGCCCUGUCAUACUUCCCGUUCCACGGAUAUCGCCACCGCAAAACGAGCAUUAUCUGCUUUCUCCAGAUUUCACCACGUCGACGUACCUCUGGUCACCAAGCUCGGCGAGCUUAGACGAGUGGACACCGGCGGAUGAGGCACUGCUAGAGUCGUUGUAUUCUGGUGAGGUGGAUGAGGAAGGGGGUUGGUUUGACGGUUAUCUUGAUUGGGUGGGGAGGGCGGAGGAUCAGCUCCAUGGUUUGGGUUCGUCGAGGCUGUGGAGAGGACCGGAAGAGUCAAACGAUAGCUUUGUCAGCGUUGAUUCUCCAACAGAACCAGGAGGGGGGAUUGAUGGGCAGCCUUUCAAAGACGAGGGCGAGAGAACGCUGUGGUUAGUGGAGGGUAUGUUGUUAGCGUCUUGGUUGGCGCUGCAGGAGGGAGUCGAAGGAGUUGGUUAUCGCGUUGGCAGGUACGAGGACGCUGUGGAGGGGGAGCAGGACGAGGGUAUGUAUUUGUUGGAAAGAGGGGGCACUGAGAGUUUGGGCGAGGUCGUUGCGGCUUUCUUGAGGAAUGUGAGAUUUUGA
Messenger RNA from Podospora pseudocomata, 771 nucleotides. RefSeq lists its product as uncharacterized. NCBI's taxonomy places the organism in Eukaryota, Fungi, Ascomycota, Sordariomycetes, Sordariales, Podosporaceae. The record is from RefSeq and is a predicted model, not a curated record. The transcript has a single exon. The coding region runs from base 1 to 771 and encodes 256 amino acids.